This is a messenger RNA of Phalaenopsis equestris, 1057 nucleotides long. RefSeq names its product histone deacetylase 6. Gene Ontology annotation, molecular function: zinc ion binding. Lineage: Eukaryota; Viridiplantae; Streptophyta; Magnoliopsida; Asparagales; Orchidaceae. The record is from RefSeq and is a predicted model, not a curated record.
GUGCCAGCAUCCUGCGGAGAAUUGGUUAUGUUUGAGCUGCAAGGAUGUCUUGUGCAGCCGCUUCAUAAACAAGCACAUGCUUCAUCAUCAUCAGGAGACCGGCCAUUGUUUGUCUCUCAGCUUCAGUGAUCUAUCAGUAUGGUGCUUUGCCUGUGAUGCAUAUCUGGAUGUUCAGGUGAUUCAGCAGCUACAGCCUGUUUAUGAAAUUGUUCAUCUCUUAAAAUUUGGAGAGAGACCUCCUUUUCAGACCAUCAAUGGCAACGAGGGAUCCUCAUCUGCUUAAUAAUCUACCGUUUGCCUGUAUCAUGUUUAUAGGUCUUUUUCUUAAUUACAACUUUGAUAUUCGUGCUUAUUAUGCUUUCUAUGUGCAUGGGAACUCAAUGAUUUUUGGUAAGUCUUAGUGCUUAUUCAGUUGCUUGGAGUUAGAAAACAUAUUUACAUAUCAGAUUUUGUAGCUUGGUUGAAUGUCAGGAGCUAGCCUGAAAUUUUGAAGUGAAUCAUAAAUUUAUGGGGUUUUUACAUUCAUAGCAUACAAAACAUUACUAUUUACAUAUCUCACAUCCUAAACUCUACUGUUACGAAAUUCACACUUCUGUUAACUCUUUUGUCUCUAAAUUCAUCCGGCAAGACCUUCGAAACUCAAAUUCAAUCUCCAUCAGACUUCGAAAUUCCAAAGGUGUUGUGUGGUUGUUGUGUUGAAUCCACACAUGGCGGUUGCAAUGAAUCGUCACGGUGAAUUCGCGCAUGGCAGUCAUGACAGAUCCCUCGCAAAACCUCAAUGCAGCAUAUCUUCUAUGGACAUGAAUUUAUAGGCGACGUUAGGCAGGCACAUGCCAAACUCAACACCUCACCCAACACUCCAAUCGACGCUAAGCUUCUUCCUAGUUGCUGGUCCAUGGCAACAACUGCCUACCCUUGUACAAACUUUCACAUUCAUUUAAUUAAAAGAGUUUAGGAAUUACUUUUAACACUUUUAUAAAUUGUGGUACUGUAAUGGCCUCAUAUAAGUAGCCAGGGAAUUAUUUUAGCCCUUCACUCUUUAUUUGUCAGUAAAUAA